This is a messenger RNA of Spodoptera littoralis (African cotton leafworm), 1272 nucleotides long. The record is from the annotation of a GenBank genome assembly. NCBI's taxonomy places the organism in Eukaryota, Metazoa, Arthropoda, Insecta, Lepidoptera, Noctuidae.
AUGGAAAAAUUGAGAAAAUUUUGCGUGUGCGUUUUACGCACGCAAUAUACGUAUUCUAAACAUGAAUACUCGACGAAAUCGGGUUUAUUGAAGGAUAUAAACGUGUUAGAUCUGAGUAGAGUGAUCGCGGGACCAUUUUGUUCCAUGACCCUCGGGGACUUGGGCGCUAAUAUCAUAAAAGUGGAAAGUUUGGACGGAGAUGAAGCGCGUAAAUGGGGUCCGCCGUUUAUCAAAGACAGUAAAGACUCUUUUUAUUUUCUCUCAGUGAACAGAAAUAAAAAAAGUAUUUGCAUAGAUUUCAAGAGCCAAGAAGGCAAAAAAGUCAUAUAUGACUUGGCUAGGAAAUGUGAUGUUUUGGUAGAAAACUUUGUUCCUGGCAAGCUAGACCAGCUGGAGAUUGGCUAUGAUAAACUGAAGGUCAUUAACCCCAAGCUUAUAUACUGUGCUAUCACUGGGUUUGGACCCACCGGACCGUAUGCUAAGAAACCUGGGUAUGAUGUAAUAGCAGCCGCUAUGGGUGGCCUGCUAAACACGACUGGAGAACCUGAUGGAGAUCCCUGCAAGGCAGGCGUCGCUAUCACAGACAUCACUACAGGACUUCACGCCUUCGGAGCCAUCAUGACAGCUCUGUACUACAGAGAAAAAACAGGAAAAGGACAGAGAAUUGACUGCAAUCUCCUUUCAACACAAAUAUCCAGUAUGAUCAACAUAGCGACUAUUUACUUGAACUGUGGCAUCGAAGGCCAAAGAUGGGGCACAGCACAUGCUAACCUUGUACCUUACCAAGCUUUCAAAUCUAAAGAUGGCUACAUGGUCAUCGGGACAGGAUCAAACCCACAGUUUGCUGAUCUCUGCAGGAUUUUAGGCAAGGAGGAACUGAUAACUGAUGAGAGGUUCAAGGAUAACUCAAAGAGGGUUGAAAAUAGGAAGGAAAUCAUCAGAAUUAUUAGUGAAGUUAUACAGACAAAGACUAAUAAGGAAUGGUCAGAGAUUUUCAAGAAUGCCUCGUUCCCAUGCGGUCCUAUUAAUAAGAUGAAGGAUGUGUUUGAAGAUGAACAUGUUAAAGCUAUAGAGUUGGUGAAGGAGCUGCCUCAUCCUGACGCUGGUACCGUGAAGGUUGUAGGACCCCCAACAGUGUACGGGUUAGGGGGUAACAAUGCGAGGUUGGCACCCCCAAGGUUGGGCCAACAUACUCGAGAUAUUUUGGCCAACUUUCUAGGGUAUCAUGAUAAGAAAAUUGAAGGAUUGUUGGAUAAUAAGGUUGUGCAGUAG